Messenger RNA from Nestor notabilis (Kea), 1245 nucleotides. It is a transcript of the gene F2RL3, whose product is annotated as coagulation factor II (thrombin) receptor-like 3. The record is from RefSeq and is a predicted model, not a curated record. Gene Ontology annotation, cellular component: membrane. Gene Ontology annotation, molecular function: thrombin-activated receptor activity. Gene Ontology annotation, biological process: blood coagulation; phospholipase C-activating G protein-coupled receptor signaling pathway; positive regulation of Rho protein signal transduction. Lineage: Eukaryota; Metazoa; Chordata; Aves; Psittaciformes; Psittacidae.
AUGAGUAAGCAGGGUCACUAAUCCUGCCUUUCCCACACGGCUCUGAGCACAGCGGGCACUACUGGAUCCUGCACCAGCAUGGAGACCCUCGGGAAUGGAUGGCUGCCCCCCAGGCUGCUGCUGUGCUGUGCCUUCUGGGGACUCUGCCUGGCCUCUUCAGACUACGAUGAUUACUCCCAGAACAGCACCAGUGAGCAGGUAACGACACCAGCGGUCACACCGUGCCCCCGAGCCAUCCCCGGCGAAAAGGCAACCAUCAACAACAUCACCUACCUGCUGAUCCACGAGGCGACACGCUCUCAGCUGGGCAGCGUGGUCACUGUGCGGCUCAUCCCCUGCCUCUACACCCUCAUCUUCCUCCUGGGGCUGCCUUCAAAUGGGCUGGCCCUGUGGGUCCUGACCACCAGGGCUGAGAAGUUGACUUCCACUGUCUUUCUGAUGAACUUGGCUGCAGCGGACCUGCUGCUCGUGUUAGUGCUGCCCUUCAAGAUUGUCUACUAUUUCCUAGGGAACAACUGGCCCUUUGGGGAAGGCCUGUGCAGGCUCACCACAGCUUUCUUCUACGGCAACAUGUACUGCUCAGUGCUGCUGCUCACGUGCAUCAGCGUCGACCGGUACCUAGCUGUGGUGCAUCCUUUCUUUUCACGCUCUUUCCGCACCCCUGCCUUUGCUGCCUGCACCUGCACUGUUGUCUGGCUCUGUGCUGCUGUUCUCACCCUGCCCCUGACACUGCAGCAGCAGUCAUAUCCCCUGUACGGAGCAGAUAUCACUCUCUGCCACGAUGUCCUCCCCAGGCACGAGGAUGACGGGUAUUACUUCUACUACUUCAUCUGCCUGAUCGCCUGCGCUUUCCUCGCUCCGCUGGUGGUGAUGCUGUUCAGCUACUGCUCGGUGCUUCGAGCCCUCCUGCACAGCGGGAAGCGCUAUUCCUACUCUGUGAAGCUCACAGCUCUCGUGCUGUUCACUCUUGUUGCCUUCUACACACCCAGCAAUGUUCUCCUCCUUGUUCACUACUCCAGCUAUGACUUCAAGCUGUAUGGCAACCUGUAUAUCGGCUACAUGGUAAGCCUGGCCAUCAGUACCUUUAACAGCUGCGCUGAUCCCUUUGUCUACUACUAUGUUUCUGAAGAGUUCCGGGAUAAGGUGAGAAGAAGGUUCUUCAGUCACAGAAAACAAAACACCACAUCCCUAAAAACUUCCAAGGAAACACUCCCUCAGAAAAGUUCCAAGGAUUCACUGGUGUAA